AUGGCGUCCCUCCUCAUCCUCAACCCCCCUCAUCCUCCCACCCACCUCAGCCCUCACCUCUCGUCUUCCUACCCUGACUUGACAGAGAUACGGAAGCCAUACGGUAGCUCGGUGUCCCGCGGGCUUUCCACUCCAGGCCUGUCCACCCAACCGCCUGUGACGGUGCCGGAGGACGAGAUGGAGGCAGCAGGAGAGGCACAGCUCCCUGAGGCCAACGGAGUGGUGGAGAAACCAAGAGAGGAUGGUGGAGGUGCAGGAGGAGAGGAGACCAUGGAGGAGAGCACGGAAGAGAGGGAGAGCGACUUGGAUGAUAGUGAAGACGAGGAAGAGGAGGAAGAAGAGGAGAGUUCGGAGAUGGACGAUGAAGACUGUGAGCGAAGGAGAGGAGAAUGUAUUGAUGAGAUGAUGGAUCUGGAAAAACAGUUUCAUGAGCUGAAAGAGACGUUGUUUCGGGAGCGGCAGAACCAAGUGAAAGUGAAGCUGGAUGAGGUGCUGACAGGGAAGGCUGGAGAAUACAGAGAACCACUGAUUGCACUACAGGACAGCAUGCAGAUACGGACACAAGUAGCUGGAGUGUACAAAGAGCUGUGUCUGCAGGUGAUCAAGCACAAGUACGAAUGUGAACAACAAGGAGCAAAGCAGCACCUGGAGAGUGAGCGGAUGAUGCUGUUCGAUACCAUGAAGACUGAACUGCUGGAAAAGAUAAGAAGACUGGAGGAGGACAGGCAGAAUAUAGACCUCACCUCAGAGUGGAGCGAUGAGAUGAGGGGCAAGAAGUGUAAAAGGAAGAACCUGCUGGGUCGGUCGGAGAGGAAAAAGAAAGUAGCUCUGGUUUCAGGGCCUUUCAUCGUCUACAUGUUGAGAGACAUUGACAUCCUUGAAGACUGGACUGCUAUCAAGAAGGCAAAAGCAGCACUGUCACCACUAAAAAAGAAAGUUGAAAAGCGGUGAUAGGAGGAAGACCUUACCGAAGACCAAUGGCAAAGAAACCAAACUUCUCACACACACACAUUCCCAGCUACUUCCACUAACAGUCACGGUUUUGUCCCCACUGCAUCACCCAGAAGAUUACUGUGUUGUUGUUUUCCUGCACCCUUGACCCCGGCAACCAACCUCCCUAUUGCUUGUCUGUUAUCUAUUGCUAUUUAAAAUAAGUUCUUAAUGAUAUGGCGACUAUGUAUUUAUAGAAUGAUUUAUAAUGGUGAUUAAAAUUUUAAUCUUUUGUG
This is a messenger RNA of Epinephelus moara (kelp grouper), 1226 nucleotides long. RefSeq names its product BRMS1 transcriptional repressor and anoikis regulator (gene brms1). Gene Ontology annotation, molecular function: histone deacetylase binding. Gene Ontology annotation, cellular component: Sin3-type complex. Lineage: Eukaryota; Metazoa; Chordata; Actinopteri; Perciformes; Serranidae. The transcript is spliced from 11 exons. Gene Ontology annotation, biological process: negative regulation of transcription by RNA polymerase II. The record is from RefSeq and is a predicted model, not a curated record. Bases 1 to 951 code for a protein of 316 amino acids.